GGCUCACCCACUCCUACAAGGUCUCUCAGACAACAUGAACCGAGACUAUGCCAUCGAGAAGCAAUUUCUCACCAGAUCUUAUGAUUCAUCUUCUGAAAUAGAGCUGCUCUUAGAGGAUAGAUACUCUAUUACAGGUGGUCAAAAACCGUUCAUGGUAUUUGGCAAGCCUGAGAAACAAGCACCUAUAAAGCUAGAAGAUAAUAAUACCAUCCCAAUUACCAAAGAACGAAAAUAUAAUACCAGAACAGAACUCAAGAAUUACUUUCAACAGACCUUGGCUAACCAGAAGCGACUCAUUAAGAAAAUUCAAGCAUAUAACAGAUCAAAAUCCGAAAAGCCAUUUCCUGUGAAAAAAAUGUUACAUCACUACAAGAUUCCUGAAUUCGAAGAUUUCAUUCCUUUGAAUACUUUAUGGCAAAAAUAUACACAAGAAUUAUUGUUUCCUCAGAAAAAUAUCCCACCAAUGAGCAUAGUACUUCCACGAUUAAGCAGUGCAGACCUUAAUGGCUGUCUUUUGACAGUGCUUAAGUCCAAGAACCACAACUUGGUAGGAACCAGAGGAAUUGUGGUAUGCGAUACCCAACAUUCUUUCAUAAUAUGCGUACCUAGAAAUGAAGAUUCCAAAGAAUGGAAUGAAAACAAGCAAGAGUUCAGUCCCCUGGAAAUGAUGGGAGGAAUCAGGGUGGUGUUGAAAAAGGGAUCACUCUUCGGAUUUGAUGUGGUGUUACCGGGAAGUGAAGAAGAAUGCAUUGGUUUCACCAUAAUAGGCUCGAGGUUUGAGUUCAGAACUAGCGAUAGAAGUGGGAAAAAAUUUAAGAAUCAUAACGUAGAUGAUUUAUAGAUUAAAAAUUAGCAUUGGCAUUUUAUGGAACUUUAAUGU
This is a messenger RNA of Suhomyces tanzawaensis NRRL Y-17324, 880 nucleotides long. It is a transcript of the gene POP4, whose product is annotated as RNase P/RNase MRP complex subunit. Gene Ontology annotation, biological process: tRNA 5'-leader removal; rRNA processing. The transcript has a single exon. The coding region runs from base 35 to 841 and encodes 268 amino acids. Lineage: Eukaryota; Fungi; Ascomycota; Pichiomycetes; Serinales; Debaryomycetaceae. Gene Ontology annotation, cellular component: ribonuclease P complex; ribonuclease MRP complex. The record is from RefSeq and is a predicted model, not a curated record. Gene Ontology annotation, molecular function: ribonuclease P RNA binding.